AUGUCGGGAGGGCAGCAGCAGUCCCAGACUGGGGACACAGAAGGCGCCACACCCAAGCAGCAGGACCAGACUGAUUGGCGGUCCGUUGCGGACGCCGCUGCGAACAUAGCAAACACGUUAUACGUCUCUAGAGCAGGCAAAGCUGCCUAUCAGUCUGCAGAAACGGCAAAGCAGCUCGAGGAUAUGAAGCAGCGACUAGCCGAGAUGAAACAGACAUGUGUUUCCUCCGGGCCUCCUGGGCCACCUGGCCCACCGGGAGAGAAGGGGGCCAGUGGCCCAAUUGGUCCUCGUGGAGAAAAUGGGCCCAUUGGGCCAGUUGGCCCUGCGUCUGCUGGGCCUCCUGGCCCACCUGGCCCACCAGGAAAGAAGGGAGGCACUGGGCCACCUGGCCCUGUGUCUACCGGUCCUCCUGGGCCACCUGGCCCUCCAGGCAAAAAUGCGGCCAUUGGGCCAGUUGGCCCUGCGUCUGUCGGGCCUCCUGGGCCACCUGGCCGACCUGGAAAGAAGGGGGCCACUGGACCAGUUGGCCCCGCAUCUGCUGGGCCUCCUGGCCGUCCAGGAGAGAAGGGAGCUACUGGGCUAACUGGUCCUCGGGGACCAAAGGGAUCCCCUGGCUUCCAAGGGCCACCCGGACGCCCGGGACAAAAGGGUGAAAUGGGACCAACUGGCCGUGGGCCUCGAGGGCCAACGCCAUGCUGCGGCAGUGGAGCUUGUCCCAAAGGUUAUAAGAAGUUCCGUGAAACCUGCUACAAGGCUUUCCUCACUCCUGCCAGCUUCGACGGAGCGAGCGAGAUCUGUCGUCGAGAUGGCGGCACCCUCGCCAUGCCCAAAGACGCUGAGACCAACGCUUUCGUGGAUUCCCUGCAUAAGGCGACUGGCUCUAAAGCUUUUUUCAGGUUCGGCCUCUCCGAUCGGCGCAAGGAAGGAGCGUUUGAGUGGGUGGACGGCACUCCCCUUCGGGGGUUCACCUCGUGGUCUCCGGGAGAGCCAGCCAAGAAUAACUGGGGGCGUACCUAG
Messenger RNA from Branchiostoma belcheri (Belcher's lancelet), 1017 nucleotides. Its product is annotated as collectin-12-like. Lineage: Eukaryota; Metazoa; Chordata; Leptocardii; Amphioxiformes; Branchiostomatidae. The record is from RefSeq and is a predicted model, not a curated record. The coding region runs from base 1 to 1017 and encodes 338 amino acids. The transcript has 6 exons.